This is a messenger RNA of Thamnophis elegans (Western terrestrial garter snake), 2734 nucleotides long. RefSeq names its product cAMP responsive element modulator (gene CREM). The record is from RefSeq and is a predicted model, not a curated record. The transcript is spliced from 8 exons. Gene Ontology annotation, cellular component: ATF4-CREB1 transcription factor complex; nucleus. Lineage: Eukaryota; Metazoa; Chordata; Lepidosauria; Squamata; Natricidae. The coding region runs from base 75 to 1103 and encodes 342 amino acids. Gene Ontology annotation, molecular function: RNA polymerase II cis-regulatory region sequence-specific DNA binding; DNA-binding transcription factor activity, RNA polymerase II-specific; protein binding. Gene Ontology annotation, biological process: regulation of transcription by RNA polymerase II.
UUUAGUAAUUGACUAUGCUGACUGGGAAUUAUGGGAGUCAAAAGACCAGCACCUCUGGAGUUUGGCUGCGUUAGAUGCUACAUUUGACUUGUAACAUGUGGAGACAAAUGACCAUGGAAACAGUUGAACCACAAGAUGGCAGUGCAACAGACUCUAUUACAGAAAGUGAUUCUGCUAACAUGCAAUCCCCAAUCGGCCAAAAUCAGAUCUCCACUAUAGCUCAAGUUUCUGUAGCAGGAUCAACAACUGGAAGAGGAUCUCCCUCUGUAACUGUAGUGCAGUUCCCUUCUGGUCAAACUGUCCACGUACAGGGAGUGAUUCAAGCUACACAGUCUUCGGUAAUUCAGUCACCACAGUUGCAAUCUGUUCAGGUAGCGCCAGCUACAAAUGCAGAUGAAUCUACAGAAUCCGAGGUGGUAAUUGAUUCUCAGAAGCGGAGGGAGAUACUUUCAAGGAGGCCUUCGUAUCGAAAAAUUCUGAAUGAGCUUUCUUCUGAUGCACCUGGCGUUGCUAAGAUUGAAGAAGGAAAACCAGAGGAAGAAGGAGCACCCUCUGGAAUUCCUGCCAUGGCUGUGCCAACCAGCCUUUAUCAAACUAGCACCGGGCAGUACAUUGCUAUAGCCCAAGGUGGAACCAUCCAGAUUUCCAAUCCAGCAUCUGAUGGUGUUCAAGGACUACAAACAUUAACGAUGACAAAUUCAGGAGCUCCUCAACCUGGUGCUACGAUUGUACAAUAUGCAGCUCAAACACCUGAUGGCACUCAACAGUUCUUCGUACCUGGGAGUCAGGUUGUUGUCCAAGCUGCUACAGGUGACAUGCCAACUUACCAAAUCCGUACUCCAACCACAGCCUUACCUCAAGGAGUCGUCAUGGCAGCUUCCCCAGGAACACUGCAUAACCCGCAGCAGCUAGCAGAAGAAGCAACACGUAAAAGAGAACUAAGGCUUAUGAAAAACAGGGAAGCUGCAAAAGAAUGCCGACGAAGGAAGAAAGAAUACGUGAAAUGUCUGGAGAGUCGUGUUGCAAUGUUAGAAGUUCAAAACAAGAAACUUAUAGAAGAGCUAGAAACUUUAAAAGACAUUUGCUCUUCCAAGACAGAUUAGUGUCGAUACUGAAACUGUGAACUGAGUACAGCAUGUACAAAUGCUCCUGAAGAAAAUGUCUAGUCAAAAGAAUUAUGACUUUUCCUUUCUAUCAUUUGUAUUCUACUCCACCUCUAACAUUCCUGAAACACUCUGCUGCUUUUUCUAGAUUAUUAAAUGAAACUUCACCUCACUUUUUCUCACCCAGAAAGAGUCAAAUAUUUUAAAAACACAGUGUAUAUCCCAUGUUUAUGGAGGAAGCAUGUGUAAGAGCUGCUCCUCUACCUAUUAUUUGCAUUAUUUUCUUUAUAUUAGUAUCCCACUUGCACAAUACUUUAAAUUGAUCAAAGAUAAUCUAACACAAUAAAAUGAAAACCACCCAAAGUAUCUCAGGAAGAUGUUAUAUAAACAUGUGCGUUGCUUUGACGUAUGUGUUUUAGAAUACUAGUUUACAAAUGAAUUUAUGGCAUAUUUUUGUAUACAUUGCUUUGUUAAGAAAAUAUUGUAUUGCUGUCACUGAGUGCCAUGGUUGAAACUACUUUAAAUAGAACCAUGUUGCAUAAACUUUGUAGUGUUUGGUAUUUAUUUAAUCAUCUAUUCCAUAUUUUUAAAGAAUAAAACUAAUGGCAUAUGCUGUGAAAUAUUUUAUUAGACAAUUUACUGUCUCUUAUAUUUCACAAGCAUUCCCCAGAAUUGUCUAUGGAGAUUCUCAGUCAUCCAGGUCAAGGUUGUUCCAAAGGUGUUUUUCCCCAAAAGGCAAUUGGACUUCCUUGGUUUUUGUUUGAGUAUGUUUUGCUUCUCAUCCAAGAUGUUUCUGUUAAAGCUUUUUAAAUGAGAACGGAAAAGGUUUUUGGGAUGAGAAGCGAAACGUCUUCAAGCAAAAACCAAGAAAGUCCAGUUGCCUUCUGAAAAAAAGCACCUUUGAGAUUCUCCAGAAUGAUAGCUAACACUCAUUUUAAUAUAUAUAUAAAAUCUGAUAAUAUUCAAAUCUUAGACUUUUAUGUUCUCGGAUGAAGCGAGAAUGUGCAAAAUAUUGAUAUCAUGUGGUAUUACAUGGGUUGGUGAGCUAGUCACCCAAUUCUAUCAUAUGUGUUGAGAUUUUACAUUGUACACAUAUACUCCCCCCCCCCCCAUUGUUUUGGCAAUGGAGCUCAAGAUGUUCUAACUGUUUAUUGUAAUUUGACUUACAUCUGUCUUAGCCUGUAUUGUGGCUAUAGUAUAAUUUUUAUUAUCCCCCCUCCCCCCCUCAAAAAAAGCUUAUUUUUUUUCUAGAAACCUUGCACUAUGUGUAGGUGUGAAGGACAUCUUGGGAAGCUGUGGCUGGGAAAAGAAAUGGUUGUCUAUUCUGUCUUUUUGACAAAGUCUCAAUGAAGGCAGGACUUCUGAUGCUUUUUUUUUUUUUUAGAAAGUAAACAUAACUUCAUGCUGUCAUUUAAUGCAAUACAUAUUUGACCAAAAGAUUUUCUGAGUGUGGAAUAAUAGUAUGGAGUCUGUGCUGACAUAAGCAAUUCUUCAUGGUUGUUAUGAAUGAUUAUAAGGGAGGAUAUCCUGUUCAGUGAUAUAAUAAUACUUCCUUUUACCAUGAUGUCAUACUUAGGCAGUUCUUAACCAUUGUAGUCAGAGCAGUUACAAUAAAUCUGCCAACAAAUCUA